UUCCAGCUGGUUGCGGAUCUCUUCCACGAUGGUAAAGAUGCUGGUCCUCUCUCAGCCACCAGCAAGACAUCCAAGAUCAACGUCCGGGCUGCCAAACCAGUUCCAAAAGGCCACAACCGAGAGCACAGGAAAACUGUGGGCACCCAGUUCAGGAACUCGCUACAUCUUCUGAUGGAAACACUGAAUGCUACCACCCCUCAUUAUGUGCGCUGCAUUAAACCCAAUGAUUUUAAGGAAUCCUUUGUGUAAGUUUGGUCUUUUUGUCUUCGUCUUAUCCAUCCAUUAGUACUUAUCUAGUUUAUCUUGCAUAUAAAUAGAGAGGUAUAUAGCAAAUUUAAGCUGCCAGAGAACAUUAGAGUCAUGCUGGUACAGAGACAUUUGAUCGACCUCAAUUGCACUGCAAGUUUCCUCCAACAAUCAGACAUCAAAGCUCCUCUAAGAAUGAGCCGAUGAGGUUAUAUAAAAUAUAAUUAAACCUAGUUUUCUCCCAUGAAAAUCAGUAGAAGU
Molecule: messenger RNA, 507 nt
Organism: Sinocyclocheilus anshuiensis
Lineage: Eukaryota; Metazoa; Chordata; Actinopteri; Cypriniformes; Cyprinidae
Product: unconventional myosin-Vb-like
Exons: 2
Biological process (GO): actin filament organization
Cellular component (GO): membrane; actin cytoskeleton; cytoplasm
Molecular function (GO): ATP binding; microfilament motor activity; actin filament binding
Source: RefSeq, a predicted model, not a curated record